AUGACGACAUUUUUGAAACAGGCUUUCGUGGUUUCCGGCGCCGCCCUUAACAUAGUCGGUCAUGGCUGCGCCCAUGGCUACCCAGCUGUCCUGUUUGCUCAACUAAUAAGAGACGGAGGACCUGUAACACUGACUGACCAUGAUACUUCUUGGAUUGCAUCAUCAGUAGGCCUCAUGGGAAUCGUCGGAAACUUCAUAUCUCCCGUGUUCAUGUCAAAACUCGGAAGGCAAAAAUCGCAUUUUAUCUCCACAAUACCCGCUCUACUCGGCUGGAUCAUAUUUAUCUUCGGAAACUCAGUACCUAUGUUUCUUAUUGCUAGAUUUCUUCAUGGUCUAGCAUUAGGUCUACGAACACCCUUAGCUGCUAUUCUAGUAGCUGAAUACACAGAACCAAGAUACAGGGGCGCAUUUUUGGGGACUUUUGCCAUAUCUUUAGGCCUUGGUAUCAUGCUGUCACAUGUUUGGGGAGCAUAUCUAUCUUGGAAGCACACAGCUAUAGUCUGUUCCAUGUUUCCUAUAAUAUCUAUGAUCAUCAUAAGCUUCUCCCCGGAAUCUCCGUAUUGGUUAGUAUCCAAAUCCAGGUUUGACGACGCCAAAAAAGCGUUCAGUUGGAUCCGUGGUGAUGGUAUUGAGCAAAGCGAAGAGUUUGAGAAAAUGUUAGAAACGCAACAUAAGGAAUUACAAGAUACGAAAAAUGAGAAGAAGGUGGCUUCUAGAAAUCUCAAUGUAACGAGAUAUAUGCUUAAUUCGUUUAAGAGCGUAUUAAGAAUAUUCAAGAAGAAAGAGUUUUUCAAGCCGUCGAUUGUAGCUAUAUGCAUGCUUAUAGUUUUUGAAUUUGGUGGUGCUCAUAUGCUAGCAGCUUAUGGUAAUGUUAUUUUGCAAGCCGUUCUGAAUAAGGAGCAUCUAACUGAUGUAACUUGGCAAUUCACUGUGAUAGAUUUCUUAAGAACAAUUUGCGCAUUUCUCGCUAUAUUCCUGCUCAAAAACUUCAAGAGGAGGACAAUUUUGUUUGUAAGUGGCAUCAUGACUGUUACUUCGAUGACAAUGAUUUCGGUAUUUAUGUAUAUAAGAAACGCUGGAUUCAUAAAAGCACCCUGGUUACUAGAUACGUUUCCCAUGAUAUUAAUGAUAACGUACACUUUGUCGUUCUGUUUGGGAAUUGUACCGUUGAAUUGGGUUAUCUGUGGUGAAGUUUUCCCAUUAGCUUAUCGAAGUUUAGGCUCCACUCUAUCCACAUCGUUCUUGACUCCAGCUUUUGUUAUUUCUAUGAAGACGGCUCCUCAUUUAUACUCAACGAUAGGAGUCCAAGGUGCAUUUCUAGUCUACUCGACAACAUUGACAAUUUGUUUAUGCAUUAUGUACGUGCUGUUACCAGAAACUAAAGACAGGACCCUGAUAGAUAUAGAGAAUACAUUUAAGGGAAUCAAGACCAGUGACAAAGACGUACAGCUUAGCUUAAUUGAAAACAAAGCUGUAGGGUCAGUUUAA
This is a messenger RNA of Leptosia nina, 1488 nucleotides long. NCBI's taxonomy places the organism in Eukaryota, Metazoa, Arthropoda, Insecta, Lepidoptera, Pieridae. The record is from the annotation of a GenBank genome assembly.